Molecule: messenger RNA, 1637 nt
Organism: Olea europaea var. sylvestris
Lineage: Eukaryota; Viridiplantae; Streptophyta; Magnoliopsida; Lamiales; Oleaceae
Product: transcription termination factor MTERF15, mitochondrial-like
Exons: 1
Coding region: 209-1378 (389 amino acids)
Biological process (GO): regulation of DNA-templated transcription; chloroplast organization
Cellular component (GO): chloroplast
Molecular function (GO): double-stranded DNA binding
Source: RefSeq, a predicted model, not a curated record
GAAAAAAUAAAUGCCCAAUAGAGUGAGGGGGGAAAAAGUUAGAAACUAGAGAUAUAAACGACGUCGGUUAUCUCACUCAUGGGACAAGUGUUGACGGGGACAAUUAGGAUCUGACCUUAGGGUUUAUGUCAUCAAAGACGAGGGCAUUUCAAACCCGAUCCAACACAAUCAAAGGCAAGUCAUCUUCGAACAAUUUAUUGAUUCGUCAAUGUUUAAUUCGGUUUACAGAGUUCUUCUUCAUGGGAUUGGUAGGUCCUCCAUUUCACAAAACCCUAGGUCCCGUAUUGUUCAACUCAGCUCAUUUGCAUCAGCAGCAGCAAACAAAUCAAAACCCAGAUCAAGAAAUGAAAAUCAAGAAAAUUUUACUGUUAAUUACCUUAUCAACACAUGUGGGUUUUCACCAGAAAAGGCUCUUUCAGCCUCAAAGUACGUUCAUUUUGAUUCUACAGAAAAACCCGAUUUGGUUAUUGCGUUGUUGAAGAGUCAUGGUUUCACGACAGAGCAAAUUGAACUUAUGGUGAAAAGGUUCCCUUCAAUCUUAUUAUGUGAUCCUGAGAAGACUGUUUUGCCAAAAAUCGAGUUUUUUCGGUCGUCAGGCAUGUCGGAGAGGGACGUAUUGAGUAUUUUCUGUGGGACGCCUAACAUUUUCAAGAUGAGUUUGGAGAAACAAAUAAUACCAUCUUAUAAUUAUAUAAAGAGUUUGUUCGAAUCGAAUGGGAAAAGCUUUGUUUCAAUGAAACGCUUAGCGGAGAUCUUCUGUUGUGAUCUUCAAUCUCGGUUGUUGCCUAAUAUCGAAGUUCUAAGAGAGGCGGGAGUCCCUGAAUCGAAAAUUGUGGUAUUGCUGCAAUACCAGCCUAGGGUACUGAUGGUAGGAAGAGAGAGGUUCAGAAAGGUUGUCGAGGAAGUUAAGGAACUGGGUAUUAGACCUUCGUGCUUGAGCUUUAUUCUAGCAGUUCAGGCAUUUAGGGCGAUGAAUAAAUCGACUUGGGAGAAGAAGGUUGCGCUUUAUAAGAAGUGGGGGUGGUCGGAAGACGAGAUUAUCUUGGCGUUCAAGAAGCAUCCUUAUUGCAUGAUGAUUUCCGCAGAUAAAAUUACCGCGGUGAUGGAUUUUCUUAUAAAUAAGAUGGGGUUUGAAUCUUCCGUUGUGUUGCAUAGGCCUGCACUACUUUCAUAUAGCUUAGAGAAAAGGAUAAUCCCAAGAUGUUCUGUUUAUAAAGUUUUGUUGGAGAACGGUUUGAUCGAUAAAGGCAAACUUUUGGUCUUGCUAGUGGAAAAAACAGAACAGAAGUUCUUACAGAGAUUUGUGCAGCGCUACGAGGGGGAAGCUCCCGGACUCUUGAACCUGUAUGAGAAAGAAUUGGCUCUUUCUAGGAGUUAGAGAAUGAAACUAAUUUACUGGUUAUGUUAACUGACAUUGAAGACAUUCUUUUUGAACAUGACAAGUUGAAGUAGAAAGUUACUGAUUUUGGUACUCGAUGAUUCAUUUCAUGUCUUCAAGCUCUCAAUCUAUAACUUGUUAAGCUCUUUUGCUGUUUAAAUCUAUUGUUGUUGUAAUGAAAGGUUCUGCUCUUGCAAUCUUUCUUGCUCACUCCAUUGUAAUCAAAUUUAUCUUACAAAGCUUGCAAGCACGUGAGAUA